This is a messenger RNA of Colletotrichum chrysophilum, 822 nucleotides long. RefSeq lists its product as uncharacterized. The record is from RefSeq and is a predicted model, not a curated record. The coding region runs from base 1 to 822 and encodes 273 amino acids. The transcript has 2 exons. NCBI's taxonomy places the organism in Eukaryota, Fungi, Ascomycota, Sordariomycetes, Glomerellales, Glomerellaceae.
AUGACGAUCGAAGAGCGACCUGACCACCGACUUCAACUCGAUCUAUAUCCAAGAGCAUACUUCAAGGCUCUGACUCCACUUCAGUAUCAAAUCCCACAACAAGCACUUCCGUUCGUGGAGCGAGUCCUCGAGCUCUCUUCGCCUUCGGAAGAUGUUCAGCCUCGUAAAGUUCUCGACGUGUGCUGCUCGUACGGAAUAAACGCCGCCCUGCUCCGCUACGACCUCACGCUCGAUACGCUAUCAGCCCAUCUCGCAUCUUCUCCCAAACUGUCUGGUCGGGACCAGAUCAUCUCCGACAAACGUUUCUUCGCAUCCAAGCUCAUCCACCCGGAGGUCGACGUCUUAGGUCUCGACAUCGCUCCUGAAGCGAUUGCCUACGCGGUAAAGACGGGCUUGAUGAAAGAUGGAUGGGCAGAGAACCUCGAGACAUCGGACCCAUCGCUCUCACUGCGCGAGGGAUUAAAGGACGUUGAGGUGGUAGUUUGCACUGGGGGAGUGGGCUAUGUUGGCGCAAGCACCUUCUCCCGCAUCGCUGACGCGGUUGAAGAUUCUUCGAAGCUGUGGAUUGUAACGUUCGUGCUCAGAGUCUUCUCGUUUGAUGAGAUUGCGGACGUCUUGGAGGAGAAACAUGGACUUGUCACCGAAAAGAUUCCCGGACACUUGUUCCGUCAGAGAAGAUUCACAACAAGGGAGGAACAGAGUGCUGCUGUCGCUGACGUGAGAGCAAGAGGCUUGGAUACAAAGGGGCUAGAAGAAGAUGGAUGGUUUUACGCGGAAUGCUACGUGACGAGGCCGCGGGACGUUGCGAUUCCGAGUUGGUGA